Molecule: messenger RNA, 1490 nt
Organism: Xylona heveae TC161
Lineage: Eukaryota; Fungi; Ascomycota; Xylonomycetes; Xylonales; Xylonaceae
Product: 50S ribosomal protein L2
Exons: 3
Coding region: 188-1306 (372 amino acids)
Biological process (GO): cytoplasmic translation
Cellular component (GO): ribosome; large ribosomal subunit
Molecular function (GO): RNA binding; transferase activity; structural constituent of ribosome
Source: RefSeq, a predicted model, not a curated record
CGAGGAGGCCACUAUAAUUGUUGCCAGAAACGACAUCCGGUCAGGGUUGCUGCUUUGACGGGGAGAACAAUGCUGCUGGUGUUGCAGUCCCGCUCAUAAUAAUAAUACCCUCAUCAACUCCUACUCUUUAUCGGUAGAGAGAAAACCUAAUCGCCGCGCAAUCAACCAUUGGCGUGGCUGCGCCGCCAUGCUUCAACCACGAACCUGGCUGCGACAGCCAUCUCGGUCAUGCCAAUGCAUAUUGUCGAGCAUUUCCGUCCGAGCCUACGCCGCUGCCGCUUCUUCAGCUAUCGCUCGCAACCCGAUUCAGCCCGUCGUUGAGGACCAUGGUGUCGCAAAGUCUGGGCCGAAGCCCCAGGGCGCCUUUGCCCUUCGCUCUUACAAACCUCGAACCCCAGGUCUUCGUCACCUGCGUCGGCCGAUAAACGAUCACUUGUGGAAGGGUCGCCCCGUGAUGAAGCUUACCUUCCCCAAGAAGGGUCAAGGAAAAGGUGGUCGUAAUAACUCUGGAAGAGUCACUGUUCGACAUCGGGGUGGUGGACACAAGCGGAGAAUCCGAAUGGUCGACUUCAUGCGCGCGAAGCCCGGCAAACAAACCGUUCAGCGAAUUGAAUACGAUCCCAAUCGCAGCGGGCAUAUUGCCCUGAUCAAAUCAGAUGUCGAUGGAGAAUUAUCCUACAUUCUGGCAGCCGAAGGAAUGAGAGCUGGCGAUUCUGUAGAGAGUUACCGCUCUGGUAUUCCACAAGCGCUUCUCGAUAGCAUGGGAGGAACGGUGGAUCCUGGUAUGUUGGCAGCAAAGACGGCCACAAGAGGCAACUGUCUGCCCUUGAAGUUGGUUCCAAUUGGUACCCUUGUCUACAAUGUCGGCUCGGCGAAGGACCGUGGAGGUGUCUUUUGCCGGAGUGCUGGUACUUAUGCUACAGUCAUCGCCAAAGAUGACAGCAAGGGCGGCGCUCGUCACGUUACAGUUCGGCUUCAGAGUGGUGAAGUCCGCAAAGUGAGCAAGGAUGCUUGCGCCACCAUUGGUGUCGCCAGCAAUUCGCACUGGCAGCACCGUCAGCUGGGUAAGGCCGGUCGGUCUCGAUGGCUGGGUAUCAGACCCACGGUGCGUGGUGUUGCAAUGAACGCUGCUGAUCACCCUCACGGUGGUGGACGUGGUAAAUCCAAGGGUAAUGUGCACCCUGUGAGCCCAUGGGGCAUGCCGGCCAAAUCCGGUUACAAGACUCGCAAGGUGCGGAAUCCGAACAAGUGGGUUGUGGUGGCUCGGACAAGAAACCAGGGCAAGAGAAGAAGAGGCCGAAACUAAACUCAGACGUCUCGAAACAUGCAUUCCUAUACAUUGGUCCUCGACGUUAUCACCACUACAAUCAUCUUUCUUCGAAAAGCAUCAACCAUGUACAAUAUAUAGAUUUUCGGCGCAUCCAUUAUCUAUUCUCUUGUUAUAUACAAUUUCAAUUCAUUUGUUCCACGUAACUGUGUACUUGGACCAG